Penicillium waksmanii is the source of this 900-nucleotide messenger RNA. RefSeq lists its product as uncharacterized. NCBI's taxonomy places the organism in Eukaryota, Fungi, Ascomycota, Eurotiomycetes, Eurotiales, Aspergillaceae. The coding region runs from base 1 to 900 and encodes 299 amino acids. The record is from RefSeq and is a predicted model, not a curated record. The transcript is spliced from 2 exons.
AUGGUUUACUGUGGCCGCGAGCAUCAGGUUGAACACUUUCCCGAGCACAAAUCCGCCCGCAAAGCUAUCGAAAGGGCCCGAGCUUCCCUGGAAGAGCAAGAGCAGAUUUUGCGUGAUUCAUCGAGCAGCGACCCCUUCAUUCAGGGCAGUAUCAACGAGUUCGGACCCGAGAUGCGCUCUUAUAUACUCCAUCGAUGCGUGCUAGUGGGGAUGAUCAGUGGGAUCAACACUCGGGAAGCCGUCGAAAAGCAGUUGCAGCAUUCCAUGGAGAUGCUUCGCCUAUCUCCGAACGACAACCUGGGUGAACGCAAGACUGUAGCUCCGAUGAUGAUUCGCCUCAAUCAGGACCGGGAAUGCUAUGCUUUUCUCAAGUCUUGGGUGCUGGUUUCCAAUCACUCCUAUGACAACUGGAGCAAUCCUGGGUUGCCACACUUCGAUGUCGAGAAUGCUAACAUAUUCGAGCCCGUAAAUAUUUUUUUGGGCUUGAAUAUCGGGAUCUCCCUAACCGUGCCUCUUUUUCUUCUGAAGCUGAAGACAUUUCUCGAUCUCAGCCUAGUGGAAGCUCAAAAGGGCGUUGCUCUGUCUACUGGUCCCGUCGGGAGUUCUCGAGAUCAAGCAUUUCUAUCGACCCCCAACUUCACCGAUCAGACCACUCGCAUUUCCAUUCUUUCGGGGCUCCAAAUUCAAGUGGACAUGCUGUUCAACGAAGUCAGCAGGACACACGCCGACUUUUGGCCCGCUCUCCUCAAUCCCCGAGAAUUUCUUGAGCGCCCUUUCUUGAUUACAAGUGGAGGAGAAGAUGUCGUGGAUGAGACGCAGGGAAUUCUGAGUGCCUCAUAUGACGCUUGGCGUGACACGAUCGGUGCAAUCACCUUCGUUGAGGGGAAACUCAACCAGUGA